This is a messenger RNA of Hordeum vulgare subsp. vulgare (domesticated barley), 2190 nucleotides long. Its product is annotated as aspartic proteinase-like. The record is from RefSeq and is a predicted model, not a curated record. Gene Ontology annotation, biological process: proteolysis; lipid metabolic process. Gene Ontology annotation, molecular function: aspartic-type endopeptidase activity. The transcript is spliced from 12 exons. The coding region runs from base 16 to 1740 and encodes 574 amino acids. Lineage: Eukaryota; Viridiplantae; Streptophyta; Magnoliopsida; Poales; Poaceae.
UAUGAUACUCUCACUAUGGCCAGCCUUAGUAACCUGCUUUCUAGAUUCCGUGUCUUCCGAGUUCCGACUAAACAACACCUUCGUCUGAUUGGCGUGUCCUAUUUAUCUUCCACUCUUUCCCCUCUAGUUCUUCUUCACUCUUUUCUCCGGCAGCCUCUGGUUUUGGGAGGCUCGCUCGCAUCAGCAAGUUGGGGAUCUUUCUGCCCAGAGAGUUCUGGGGAUAUGAGGCCGAUGCCUUUCUUGGGGGUCACUUGCUUAUGGAUCCUCUCGUGCGCCUUGCUGCUCGGCGGCGCUUGCUCCGAUGGGUUGCUGAGGAUCAACCUGAGCAAGAAGAGGCUGGAUAAGGAAACCCUAACAGCCGCAAAAUUGGCGAGGCAGGAGACAAAAUUGCUGAGGUCUGACGAUGGAUCUCGCCACUCUCUCGGCCUGUCAGGUGACGACAUAGUUCCCCUGGACAACUACCUCGACACCCAGUACUUUGGAGAGAUCGGUGUCGGCACGCCGCCGCAGAACUUCACAGUCAUAUUUGACACGGGGAGCUCAAACCUGUGGGUUCCAUCAUCGAAAUGCUACUUUUCGAUAGCAUGCUACUUGCACCACAAAUACAAGUCAACCAAAUCGACCACUUACAAGAAGAACGGAGAAACUUGCACAAUUAGCUAUGGCUCUGGGUCAAUUGCUGGCUUCUUCAGCGAGGACAGCGUGUUAGUUGGCGAGCUUGUUGUAAAAAAUCAGAAAUUUAUCGAGACAACCCGUGAAGCAAGUCCUACUUUUAUCAUUGGGAAGUUUGAUGGUAUACUUGGGCUCGGAUUUCCCGAGAUCUCCGUGGGAAGCGCCCCUCCAAUUUGGCAGAGCAUGCAAGAGCAGAAACUGAUAGAGAAGGACAUCUUCUCCUUCUGGCUUAACCGCGACCCUGAUGCAUCCGCGGGAGGUGAACUUGUGUUCGGGGGUGUGGACAAAAAGCACUACAAGGGGAAACACACGUACGUUCCGGUCACUCGCAAAGGCUACUGGCAGUUUGACAUGGGUGAUCUUCUCAUUGGUGGCGAGUCAACUGGCUUCUGUGCUGGUGGUUGCGCUGCAAUUGUCGACUCAGGGACCUCACUGCUCGCUGGCCCAACGACCAUAGUGGCUCAAGUCAAUCAUGCAAUUGGGGCUGAGGGGAUUAUCAGUACAGAAUGCAAGGAAGUAGUGAGAGAGUAUGGAGAGAUGAUCCUCGAGAUGCUUGUAGCACAGACAAGGCCACAGAAAGUGUGCAGUCAGAUCGGUCUGUGUGUAUUUGAUGGUAGUCACUCUGUCAGUAACCAAAUUGAAUCUGUCGUUAAUAAGAAAGAGAAGCGAGGCUCUGAUCUUCUCUGCACUGCUUGUGAGAUGACUGUUGUCUGGAUACAGAAUCAGCUCCGUAAAAACCAAACAGAAGAGCUCAUCUUGCAGUAUGCAAAUCAGCUCUGUGAGCGUCUCCCGAGCCCCAACGGAGAAUCAACCGUCGACUGCCACCAGAUCUCAGAGAUGCCUGAUCUUGCUUUCACCCUAGCAAACAAGACUUUCACCUUGACGCCAGAGCAGUACGUAGUGAGGCUGGAGCAAUCAGGCCAGACAAUUUGCAUCAGUGGGUUCAUGGCGUUCGAUGUACCACCCCCUCGCGGCCCGCUCUGGAUACUUGGAGACGUCUUCAUGGGCGCCUAUCACACCGUUUUCGACUUUGGCGAGAGCAGGAUUGGGUUCGCCAAGUCCGCAUGAGGACUUGUGAAUCCCAUCAUCUCCCGUGUAUCAGGGCUCAGGGCCGGUAUGUAUAUACUGCAAGCACGUGUGAGUUGCAAGGUCAACAAGAAACUUAUUAGUAGAAAGGAACAGAUGAACUUGCUACCAGCAUUUGUAUAGCUAUUUGCUAUGUAUGGCUUGAUAUGGACCUGCACACAGCACACACGAUACGAGGUUGAUGUAAUAAGCACGAUGAGAAUCAUCCUUUAUAAGGCCACUCCCAAUGCACCGUCUCUUAGCAUGGUCUCAUGAGCAGUAGAUAUUUAGAGACAAUUGUCCUAAUGUAUUUUCUUUUGAGUGUUGUAUCUAAAUUAGUUCCCGUUCAAUAGAUUUUGGGAUCAUUUUUACAUUUUUACAUUGUGGCCUAUAUUCAUGGCAAGAACUAACUGGUUUGUGGUUUACAUGAAAAUAUAUUUCCAGUUACCUGAA